GGGGGCGUGAGGGGCUCCCUCUCUUUCCCGAUUAAGAUGGCGACUGUGAGGGCGCUGAGGAGCUGCUCGCGGACUGCGGGGCGCCUGUGACGGUACUAAUUUACUAUCUUCGGUGGUUACCCAAUAUUAAAAUCAAAUGGAAACCAUUCAUAAAACUUCAGAUUUAGUGAUAGUUCAGAGGCUUGAGCCUGCUGCUUGUGAUCAUUUAUUAAGGUAUCCUGUUUUCUGGAUCCUCUAAGAAGAUAAUGUCUAAAUUUUACAGUUUGAGCUGCUUGAGAUUAUUUUAAAAGGGAAUGGAAGAGCAAUUCUAAGAUCAAUUACGUUCUAAUUAACAUCUCUGAUCCAUCUAUUCUUGCUAUAAUGACAAAGAUUUGUGUUCACCAUAUUAGAUCGUGUACCAGUGUUCGCUUUAUAAAGUCAAAAUAUAUGAGCAUAUUUGACAAAUCUGCAUUCAAGUUUAGUCAUCAACACAGAUUGUUCAGAACAUCUACUAUUUCAAAUGGCCAAAUUGUCCAAUUCAAGCUCUCUGAUAUUGGAGAAGGAAUUACAGAGGUGACUGUGAAAGAAUGGUAUGUAAAAGAAGGUGAUAGUGUGUCUCAGUUUGAUAGCAUCUGUGAAGUACAAAGUGAUAAAGCUUCUGUCACUAUCACUAGUCGUUACGAUGGCAUCAUUAGAAAACUCCAUUAUAAUCUAGAUGAAAUUGCAUAUGUUGGAAAACCAUUAGUGGACAUAGAAACCGAUGUCUUGAAAGCUGUAAGCUCAGAAGAGGAUGUUGUUGAGACACCUGCUGUGUCUCAUGAAGAGCAGACCCACCAAGAGAUAAAAGGCCACAAAACAUUGGCAACUCCUGCAGUCCGUCGCCUUGCCAUGGAAAACAAUAUUAAACUAAGUGAAGUUGUUGGAACAGGGAAAGAUAACCGCAUCCUUAAAGAAGACAUUCUCAAUUAUUUGGCCAAGCAGACGGGAGCUAUUUUACCUCCAUCGCCAAAACCUGAAAUUAUUCCACCAUUACCAAAACCAGAGACUGUGCCACCUGCUCCAAAGGACAGAGGAACUAAAAUUGCUAUACCCAUUUCCAAGCCCAUUGUGUUUGCAGGGAAAGAUAAAACUGAGGCGGUGACAGGCUUUCACAAGGCAAUGGUAAAGACCAUGACUGCUGCACUACAGAUUCCUCACUUUGGUUAUUGUGAUGAGAUUGACUUAACUCAGCUUGUUCAAUUGAGAGAAGAAUUAAAACCUGUAGCACAGGCACGGGGAGUUAAAGUCUCCUUUAUGCCGUUCUUCAUAAAGGCAGCUUCUCUGGGAUUAUUGCAUUAUCCUAUUCUUAAUGCCUCAGUGGAUGAAAACUGUCAAAGUAUCACAUACAAGGCUUCUCACAACAUUGGAGUUGCCAUGGACACAGAACAAGGCUUGAUUGUCCCUAACGUGAAAAAUGUUCAGGUCUGUAGUGUGUUUGAUAUUGCUUCUGAAUUAAAUCGCCUACAGACUUUGGGCUCUUCAGGCCAGUUGGGAACAAAUGACCUCACUGGGGGAACAUUCACUCUCUCCAAUAUUGGCACAAUUGGUGGAACUUAUGCCAAACCAGUGAUACUACCUCCUGAAGUAGCUAUUGGUGCUCUUGGAAAGAUACAAGUUCUUCCCCGAUUUAAUGGUAAAGGGGAAGUAUUUAAAGCACAGAUAAUGAAUGUGAGCUGGUCAGCUGAUCACAGAAUUAUUGAUGGAGCUACAAUGGCCCGUUUUUCUAACUUAUGGAAAUCCUAUUUGGAGAACCCUGCCUCUAUGCUGGUAGAUCUUAAAUAAAGAAGACUAAUGCCAUAACACAUCCUUACACUUCUGGGGAUUAAACUGAAUAAUUAUAAAAGCUAGCUAUGCUAGCAUAUGGCCUUUAGUACUUUUCUUAUAUAAUUAUAUUAUGUGGUUAAAAGGUCUCAAGAGCACAUGUCAGUCUAUUGAUAACCUGUUCCAUUCUUUUCAGUAAAAAUAAGUAGGUCGGUAAUUUAUUUUACUGGAGGCUGUCAUACUUUAUAGGUCAUUGUAUAACUUCUGAAUGUGGUGGGGAAAGUAUAUUGUGUCUGACUUGGAUAAUAUGUAAUGACUGCCACUCAGCUGGGUAUUACCGAAAGUUAUCUCCAUGUCUGUGGUACUUUUAAACUGCUUAUUCUGGAUAGAAGGGAAGUUACAUCACAUAUUUUCCUGUUUGAAAACAGGAAUUUAUUUUAACAAAUCUAAAGGAAUAUUUCUAAAAGAAAUUAUGCAGAAAUUGUAUACAAAUAAAAUGUCUUUAUGCUUAUCUUUAAAAAUGUCCAAUGGACUUUUUAUUGUUAAAUGGUGCUAACUUUUCCUGUGGUCUUCCUAUGCAUAGAAAGUUCUUAGCACAGGUACUCAGUGUCAAGUAAUAGUAGAAGAUGACAGUAUCCCAAAAAAUGGACUUCCUGCACAGUUUCAGAAUAUUUACUGGUAUCCAACACUUUGUAAAUAACUCAGUAGAACUGCCUUACACCAAACUGGUGUGCUAAAAGUAUGUCAUAUUAUUUACAUACUCUUUUAGACUUUUCUUCUGGGAAGCAACAGCCUGCAAAAGAAUGCCAUGACUAAAUACUCCAUCACUAAAAAAAUAACUACUUACAACCAUUGUUUAUAAUUACCAUAACCUGACAGCUAAGUGUGCUCUAAAAGACUGUCAUUAUCUUGCACAAGACAGGUGUUGUUUGUUCAUAUACUGAGGUGUGACAGAUCAAUAUUUGUAAACCGAGUAUCACAAUUAGAUUUAAGCUCAUAUGCAGGACAGACAGUUAAUAUGGUUCAGGUUAGCAACCCCAGGACAAAUAGCAUGCAUAUUGUUUUAGGCUAAAACAAUGUAGAAUAUGAAUACUGGUUUGCAAAUAAGAUGCAAAGAAAAACUAUUGUGUGUGUAUUUUCUUUCCAGACAACUUUGAAUAGCAAAAAUAAUACAGAAAAACCAAUCAUGUGACCAAACAAUUUGGGAUAGUCAAAAUGGACAUUUUAUAAGAGACUCAUCUCCUCUCUGGAUGGUAUGUCUGUGUGAAUACUUUUGUGACAAGGCCCUGUGGUUAGUAGAUCUAAGUAACCUGGAAAAGGGUAACUGAGGGACCAUGAGAAGGAAGGGAGGCAGAUAUAAGACACCAAAGACUAGAGAGCCUAUCCCUGAUGUGCGAACUCUUAAAGGGGUGAGGAAGAACUCUUAAGCUGUGCAAAGAUGAUGUACAUCAGAAUUCUAAGCUGCAACUCAUAUGUUUCUAUGCACAAUGGUUUUUCUCUGCAUUAGCUUCUGCAGUGUAAGGCAAGAUACAUUUAAAUCUGAUUUUUUUCUAUUAAUAAAACUUACAGCACUACAA
Pelodiscus sinensis (Chinese soft-shelled turtle) is the source of this 3356-nucleotide messenger RNA. NCBI's taxonomy places the organism in Eukaryota, Metazoa, Chordata, Testudines, Trionychidae. The record is from RefSeq and is a predicted model, not a curated record.